AUGAAUUUCCGUAACGUCGAUCAGUACGCGACCGCGAUGCAGCACUACUUCACGCUGUUCGGCGUGACGCUGUUUCUCAACCCGGACAAAUUCUGGAGCGCCACCGCGGGCGUCAUGCCGUUGCGUUACUUCAACGCCGUCGGCGCGGCGACGACGCAGAGCGGGUUCUUCGCCCGCAUGACUGGACUCGGAUUUUUAAUCCUCGUCCUGGGCAAGCGUUUGGGCACGUCCAACGCCGUGUUCGCCAAGCAGUGCAACGCGUUCCACGCCUUCACGCUGAAAAUGUUCUACGACUGCGCGCGCGUCACGUACGCGAGGCGGCAGACGGUGGAAUUCGUGGCGCAGACCUGGAAGCUGCAAGUCGCCGUGAACGUCGCGCUGUUGCUCUGGGGCACGAGCACGACCGGGGGAUUGAAGAACAUGUUGAAGCGAGACUGAGUCGAGGGAUGACAGACAUCGACGACUUCGAUCGACGACGACGACCGUGCGUCGACGUCGAGGCGACGACGGACGCGAGCGCGCGCGGAGCGGCGCGCGCGCUCGAAACGAGGCUCGGGACGAGAAUGGGGGCAAAUAAAACUUGUAAUAAUGACGUGGGAACAGAAAAAUAACGCACGCGUGAUGCGAACAACGAUGACGACGAGCGAAGCGAAGCGCGUUCGUCGCGAGGAGGCGCGUUCGUCGCGAUGCGAGGAGCCGUCUCCGCGCUCAAAUGUAAGAAACCUGUGAUUGGUUUGCAAAGUCUAUAUCCAGCUCGUCGCCGGUCUGGUCUCGUCUAUCAUCGUCGCCACACCCUCCGCUAACCAUCGAAUGAAGCACGCAUUCAG
Messenger RNA from Ostreococcus lucimarinus CCE9901, 827 nucleotides. RefSeq lists its product with no specific name. The transcript has a single exon. Bases 1 to 438 code for a protein of 145 amino acids. Lineage: Eukaryota; Viridiplantae; Chlorophyta; Mamiellophyceae; Mamiellales; Bathycoccaceae. The record is from RefSeq and is a predicted model, not a curated record.